AGACGUAACAUCUUAUGCGCGCGAAGGUACCGGUAAGUCGAGCUAAGUCUUAGCUGCUGUGCGCAUUUUUAUAAUCUACAUUCAAUCCCCAUCUGCGAAACGAUUCACAUGUAGACGAACAAACAAACAAACAAGUGAACGAUGUCUUCGAAACUCACCAUUCUGACAUUCGCCGCCAUUAUUUCUAUUGGCUAUGGUGUGGAGCGGAGCAAUUACGAUAUAAGCCGAAACAGGAUAAAUGGCGCUCGUAACGGUUUCACUAUAAGAGACAUAUGGGACUAUUUAUUAGGAGGCGGCUACUCGCAGUAUCCGUACGGUCAACAUCCAGGCCAGUAUCCCAGUGGACCAGGUGUAUAUCCUGGAGGACAAUAUGGGGGACAAUAUGGCGGGCAGUAUGGGAACUAUCAUCCCGGUUUAGAAGGUCCGCCUGGUGCUCAUCCCGGCUGCCCGCUUUGUGACAUGUCCGUAUACAGCUAUUGCUCUCGUAAGCAAGCACACGAUUCCUGUUGCUGUGAACAGUCUGGAUAUCAACCAUACUCGUGCCGAAGGACUGAUUGUAAAUUCUUGUACGCGAAUUCCUGUGAAGAAUACCACCUGAUAACAAACUGUUGUUGUGUUGAUUUACAAAAGAGCGCUAUAGCCCCAUCUAUAGUAGCUGCUCCUGUUGUCGCUUAAGCAACCGACAAUUGAUUUAAAGUCAAAUUAGGAUAAUGACAUAAUCAUCGAUAUAAUUAAAAUUAUUUUUAAGUAACAGUUACGUAAUUGAUAGGGAAACAAAGUCUAAAAUUCCCUAUCAAAAUAAUUUUAGCAUAUUGCUUUAUCA
Molecule: messenger RNA, 823 nt
Organism: Vanessa tameamea
Lineage: Eukaryota; Metazoa; Arthropoda; Insecta; Lepidoptera; Nymphalidae
Product: peflin
Exons: 4
Coding region: 142-675 (177 amino acids)
Source: RefSeq, a predicted model, not a curated record